AUGGAUAUCGAUCAAAGCAAAUAUUACAUUGAAAGCGAGCAGAUUCCUGAAGAUGACAAUGCAUCUUCUAUCGUAUCGGUGAAAAUCGAAGAUUUACCAGAUACAUCGAAAGAUGAUGAACUUGAUCCGCUUGUCUUGAGAGUGAAGGAAACAAUAAAAGACUCAGAAGCAAAGGAAAGAUUUGAUGGACUCUCUUUUGAUGUUUAUUCACAAGUUUCUCCACCAUCUGUUGAUCAGUUCCUACGUAACUACUUACAAAACAAUGGACUUUUUGAAACUCUCAACGUUUUCCAGGCAGAAUGGUUCAAGUUUAUGCAUAAAGGUUUAUUGAAUAUAGAAGCUGCCCCUGUUCCUGAUAUUUAUAUACAGAACGAUGAGCUAAGAAAUAUAAUAAGUGAUGUAAGAUCGGAAAAUCUAGCUUUGAAGGAUUCAAUUUUGAAGCUAGAUGAUGAAUUGAAAAAAGUUAAGAAUGAACGAGAUUAUCACAUGAUCAAGCACAGACAAACGUUACAAGAUAAGGAGAAGCUACACUGUGACAUAAAAAGAGUAAAAGAACAUUAUGCUGAAUAUGAGCCCAUCUUAAGAUUAUUAAGACAAAAAUAUGAAACAGCAAUGAAAGAGAAAACAUUACAUAGAAUUGAACGGGAUAGAGCUAUGAACCAAGUAGAAGGACUUCGACAUGCUUUAAAUUCAUUGCAAAAAUUAGGUAUAACGUCUGAUGAUGCCAACGAUAUUGAAAAUGUUUAUUUGGAUAAUAAAAAAACCGAGAAAAGGUUGGAAAAUACAACAAGUAAACAGAGUAAAAAAAAAACUGACCAAAAGUGUGAGAAGAAUUUUGUGAGGUCAGAAAAGUCUAAUACCCAAGAUAAGCUGAGAAAUAAUUUGAAAAGGAUUGGAUUUUGUGAUUUAUCGGUUGAUUAUAAAGUGAAUCCAUUGUUGGCAAAACUUACAAAUCAUUCGUAUAAAUUUACACGAUUAGAUAGUAGAAAAUUAGAUAUAAGUAUACAUGCUCAUAAUGCAGCUAUUAGCAAAUUAGCUAUUCAUUCAAAUAAAUCAUGGUUGUGUUCAAUUGGUGAUGAUAAAUUAUGGAAAUUAUGGAAAAUUCCAAAAUUAGAAUUAUUAAUGGAAUCUAAAUUAACAACAGCAGAUUGGAUAUCAUCAAUUGAUUUUCAUCCAAAAGAAGAAAUUUUAGCAACAGGAAUGGCUCAAGGUUCUAUUCAAAUAUGGAAAAUUGAUCUUAUCGAUGAUAAGAUACCAGAACAGAAUCACCCUAAACGUAUUGGUAUUUUACGACAACAUACUGGAGCUGUUUGGUCUAUGAAUUGGCAUUGGACUGGUACAUAUUUAGCUAGUUGCGGUAUGGAUAAUACAAUACGUCUAUGGAAUGUUGAACGCGCUGUGGAGUCAUUUAAAAUGAAUAAAGCUUUAUUAAGUACACAUUCUACAACAUCAUGUUGUACAAUACUUAGAGGGCAUAGUAAAUCAGUGAAUUCUAUUCAAUUUUUGCCAUAUGGAAAUAUUUUAGUUACUGGUUCAUCAGACAAAACAGUGUGUUUAUGGGAUGGUCGUUCGGGUUUAUGUGAACAUACAUUUCUUGGUCAUACACAUUCAAUCAAUGGUGCUAUAUUUAAUCAACAAGGUACUAAUGUCAUAUCAUGUGAUAGUGGAGGUUUUAUUCGUUUAUGGGAUCUUCGUAAAAUGGAUCAUUUUUCAUUGGAAAUUAAUUUGCCUACAGUUAAAAUGAAAAUGCAUAAUCAUGAUAAUAAUCCUAAUAUAGGGGAGAUGAAAUGUUUACCUAUUUGUUUUGAUUUAAAUAAAACUCGAAAAUUGGAUCGUAUCAAUCAUCAUCAACAUAACCAUCGUCAAAAUCCUACACUCCUCUUACAACAUAAACCAUUAGAACAACGUAAUAAACUUGGAAUUAAUCAAUUGGUUAUUGAUUUAAGCAGUGAAUAUAUUGUUGCUGCUUGUGAUGAUGCCAAAAUUUAUUGUGUAGAAAUUUCAACGGGUCAAAUCUCUACGUUACAAGGACAUGAUGAUUCAGUUCAGUCAAUUGUACUGGAUUAUGAGUCAGGAUAUUUAUAUUCAGCGUCCAGUGAUCAGAAGGUAUGUUCAUGGAUCUGA
Schistosoma rodhaini is the source of this 2124-nucleotide messenger RNA. Lineage: Eukaryota; Metazoa; Platyhelminthes; Trematoda; Strigeidida; Schistosomatidae. The record is from the annotation of a GenBank genome assembly.